Messenger RNA from Micropterus salmoides (largemouth bass), 2302 nucleotides. RefSeq names its product snail family zinc finger 2 (gene snai2). Gene Ontology annotation, molecular function: RNA polymerase II cis-regulatory region sequence-specific DNA binding; DNA-binding transcription factor activity, RNA polymerase II-specific. NCBI's taxonomy places the organism in Eukaryota, Metazoa, Chordata, Actinopteri, Centrarchiformes, Centrarchidae. The record is from RefSeq and is a predicted model, not a curated record. The transcript has 3 exons. Bases 166 to 948 code for a protein of 260 amino acids. Gene Ontology annotation, biological process: regulation of DNA-templated transcription.
UUACAGCUUCCCCAUGCACUGUUUCCAAGAGUGCAGCGCAGCACCAUGACACUCCACUGGACUUAAGCAUUAAGGAUUUCCGUCUUCACACAGUAAACUGACGCUCACCGCUAUAUUUUUCACAAAAAAAAAAAGUUUGCCAAAAGUUGUCCACUUGUUUCCAAGAUGCCACGCUCUUUUCUGGUCAAGAAACACACAAACUCCGCAAAGAAGCCAAAUUAUAGUGAGCUGGAGAGCCCAACAGUGUUCUUCACGCCGCACAUCUACAGGGGCCUCCCCCUGCCUGUCAUCCCCCAGCCGGAGAUCCUGAACCCGGCAGCGUACAGCCCCAUCACAGUGUGGACUACCAGCAACUUGCCGCUGUCUCCGCUCCCCAGUGACCUCUCUCCAAUAUCCGGAUACCCCUCAUCGCUCUCCGACACCUCCUCUAAAGACCACAGCGGCUCUGAAAGCCCGAGGAGUGAUGAAGACGAGCAGAUGCUGCCCAAGCUGACAGACCCUCACGGAGUGGAUGCAGAGAAAUUCCAAUGCAGUUUGUGUAGCAAGUCCUACUCAACGUACUCUGGACUGCUCAAGCAUAAACAGCUGCACUGCGACGCCCAAACGAGGAAAUCCUUCAGCUGUAAAUACUGCGAGAAGGAGUAUGUAAGCCUGGGAGCUCUCAAAAUGCACAUCAGGACUCACACUUUGCCUUGUGUUUGCAAAAUAUGCGGGAAAGCUUUCUCCAGACCGUGGCUGCUCCAAGGACACAUCAGGACGCACACCGGAGAGAAGCCGUUUUCCUGCCCUCACUGCAACAGGGCUUUUGCGGACAGGUCCAAUCUCAGGGCUCACCUACAGACCCAUUCGGAUGUGAAAAAAUACCAAUGCAAGAACUGCUCCAAAACCUUCUCCAGGAUGUCUCUUCUGCACAAGCAUGAGGAAUCUGGUUGUUGUGUAGCACACUGAACUGGGAUACUUUUCCACCACCAGAAACAGAAAAAAAACCCUCUGUUGCUUCUUUAUUUUUUUCAAGCCCAGGAGAACUGUCAGGGAAUCACAUGGAGAGGAGGGUUUGUUCCAAAGACUUUUUUUUUUCUACAAGCGGUUGAUUUCAUUUCAGAGUGAGAAAUAGCUCUGCGCUCACGUGCUUCUCAUUUCAAGCAGUGUUUCUGUGAUUGCAAUCAGUGCUGAGCUUUGUCAUACCAUGUACUCACCUACCUGUGCUAUUCAUGCACUUUUCUGCAUGUCUAGAAUGUUUUGUAUGCCUUCACAAUGUUAUCUGCAGUGUUUGUACCAGUGUCUCUCAGUGGCUGUUAUGCAGUCCUCCACUUUUUUAUAUGAACCACACAAACAAUACUAAAAGGCGCAUUGUGAAUGGCAGUAUAAAUAUAUAUAACUAGAGGGAUACUGAAGCCAUUUUUACUUAGGGAACAAGUGCAAACUUAUUUUUUAGGGUGAAAUUAUUCUAACUUUUGCACAGUCAUUAGAAACAGUUUGCCAGCACUCAAAUAGCAAAACAAAAUAUCUCAAGUGCCUCAGUUUUACUUGGCAAUAAUAUGUAUGUUUCCUUUUAUAUUUUUAUAUAUUGAAUGUAAGCGUGACUGAGAUGAUUGUAUAUUGUGAAAACAGUGAAAACUGUGAUGCUGAUGAAUGAUUUUGAUAUUUUCAUAUUCUCAUGACACUUUGGAAAAUAAAGUUUCAUGACAUUUUGUAUAAUUAUUUAUUUUUUUUGGCAUCUUUCAAGUUGCUUCUCAUCUGUGGAGCCCUCUGUGUGUGAGCAGCUCCUUUAGUGGGACUCACUGAUUGUCACACGCUUCAAAGGGAAUAACUCGCACAAAAGUAAACGAUAUUUAAUCCAGCUUGCACCAUCUCAUGUUGUGGGGAUGUAAAAAUGAGGAGAGAGGUGACUCAGCUCUGAAGCAGGCCUGAACCUGUUCCCUGUGAACCUGUCCAGACAUCAAACAAUCUUGAAAUUUAACACAUACUAGCUAUAUUGAUCUGCACUCACUUGUUAUACCCUUUGAGGGCCCAUUUCUUUACCCAGUGUGUGUAAAGUUGAAAUGCAAGGGGCGUAGUUCUUUUUAGCAAGUAAUCCUCAUUUUAAAACUAAUUUCAUCAAACUAAAUGUAUGUAACUUGAAGAAAAUGUGUUUUUUUUUUUAUCUUCCUGCUCAAUCACAGCAAUCACUGCAGAGGCACAGGGCACUCGGAUAUCUAGAUUUUAAUAUGUUUUCACAAAAAGCUCACAUUUGCAUUUGCUUUGACAACCUCCUUGAAUUUCUGGGAUCUUUGCCAUCAAGGAUUAAAUAGACUUCCUCGGG